AUGGCCGACCUUUCCUCUCUCCCCUCAGAGCUCAUGCUCCAUGUCCUCAGCUAUCUUCCUAUUCGUGACCUCCUCUGCUUCUCUGUCACCAGUCGCUCUUCAUACGCUCUCGCAUCGUCAAGCCUGCAAACCCUCUCCCUCGGCAUAUAUCCCACGCGGGUAUCCAGCCUGAUCAGCCAGCUCUCGAGCACCAACCCCUCCGCAUCACCGUACUCGCGCAGCCGAAGAAGCAGCCUCGAACACGGCCGCAAAGCAGCAAGCACGCCCGCCAAACCAGAGACGACGGCCGCGGACCUCUUCAACGAAAACUGCACCGUCGCCCAUGUCAUCCCCUCGGCGUCCAACUUUCAGCCCCACACGCUGCUCGCCUUCCACACGGCCCUUACCUCGUCCAUCCUCGCCCGCUACCGCGUCUCGCUGCGCCAUCUGGAGUUGAGCGUCUGGGCGCUCACGCCGCCCGUCGCCAAAGCCCUGGCCCAGCUGCACAACCUGCGCUGCCUGAGCCUGCGGGUCGAGGACCCCUUCGGCCGCGGCUUCCUGCGGCGCUGGGUCAUCAAUUGGGGCCACGACGGCGACGGCAAGGCCGGGACCGGUGUCGAGUGGAACGAGCUGGCGCUCGCGUGGAAGCGCCUCCAGGUUCUGCGCGUCAGUGGCGCUGAUGUCAGCGAUUGGCAGCUCUGUCAGAUUGUGAAGAACAAUGCGGGUCUGAAGGAGCUGUGGCUGAAUAAGUGUCCGGCGGUGGGGAGGGAGCUGCUGACGUUUUUGGGGGGGGAGUGGGAGGGCAGGGCUGGGCUGGAGACGCUGGGCUUGGUCGACUGCAAUCUUGAUGCCGAUGUCAAUGAUGAGGUUGUACGGCAUGUGGGCGGCUUGUCGAACCUAAAGUUACUAUCCCUGCUAGACUGCAGGGGGUUGUCAAACGAAGCAGUCGAGCGCAUGAACGAGGACGUUUGGCACAUUCCAGAUGUCGAGCUGCCGCAUUCGACAGACAAUGGGCUGGCACCCGCCGUCAUUGAGGUCGAUCCCGCUUAUAUCGACAUCGACGAUGAUGACUGA
Messenger RNA from Aplosporella prunicola CBS 121167, 1053 nucleotides. RefSeq lists its product as uncharacterized. The record is from RefSeq and is a predicted model, not a curated record. Bases 1 to 1053 code for a protein of 350 amino acids. NCBI's taxonomy places the organism in Eukaryota, Fungi, Ascomycota, Dothideomycetes, Botryosphaeriales, Aplosporellaceae. Gene Ontology annotation, molecular function: protein binding. The transcript has 3 exons.